AUGUGGAGGGUACAACGGGAGGCAACCCUAACUCUGUCAAAAUUCCCCCAACCGAACCGUAAACUACUCAGAACUUUAGUCACAUCGAAUUUAAGGAAUAACAGUCGUUUACAAUGAAAGGUAGCCGGAUCGAGCUGGGGGACGUUACGCCCCACAACAUUAAACAGUUGAAACGCCUCAACCAGGUCAUCUUCCCCGUCAGCUACAAUGACAAGUUCUACAAGGACGUGCUCGAAGUGGGAGAGCUCGCCAAGCUAGCGUACUUCAAUGACAUUGCAGUGGGGGCAGUGUGCUGCAGAGUGGACCACUCUCAGAACCAGAAGAGACUGUACAUCAUGACACUGGGCUGCCUAGCGCCCUACCGCAGAUUAGGCAUAGGAACGAAGAUGCUGAACCAUGUGUUAAACAUCUGUGAGAAGGAUGGCACUUUUGACAACAUUUACCUUCAUGUGCAGAUCAGCAAUGAGUCUGCAAUCGACUUCUACCAGAAGUUUGGCUUUGAGAUCAUUGAGACGAAAAAGAACUACUACAAAAGGAUAGAACCGGCAGAUGCACACGUGCUUCAAAAGAGCCUGCGCAGCCCUUGUGCGCCCCCUGGGGGAGAGUUGCAGAAGGCAGAGUAGCCUCUGGAAAGAGAAUAGUCGUGCCCCGCCUCCCCAAGAAACAGAACUGUGACAGAUGCCCAUGGGUCGACACAUUCACCACUUUCUUCAAAGGACGUUAAAAAGAGAAAACAAAUUCAAAGUUUAAAAAAACAAAACAUGGCUGCAUUUUGAUUUAGCAACAAAACAAACACAUUUUGCAUUUUAUUUUUACUAUUUUUCUUCAUUUAGAAAUUUGAAAACAAAAUAAAGGAUUCAGAAUCCAAAA
Molecule: messenger RNA, 870 nt
Organism: Oncorhynchus nerka (sockeye salmon)
Lineage: Eukaryota; Metazoa; Chordata; Actinopteri; Salmoniformes; Salmonidae
Gene: naa50
Product: N-alpha-acetyltransferase 50, NatE catalytic subunit
Exons: 5
Coding region: 114-623 (169 amino acids)
Biological process (GO): mitotic sister chromatid cohesion
Cellular component (GO): NatA complex
Molecular function (GO): N-acetyltransferase activity
Source: RefSeq, a predicted model, not a curated record